Acanthocheilonema viteae is the source of this 2823-nucleotide messenger RNA. The record is from the annotation of a GenBank genome assembly. Lineage: Eukaryota; Metazoa; Nematoda; Chromadorea; Rhabditida; Onchocercidae.
AUGAUAACUUAUAGAACAGAAGGUCAGAAACGAGAAUGGGAAAUACUAUUGCAACAACGAAUAUUACGAAGUCGUGCAAAAAUUUCACCCAGAUUUACGACGAUCCCGGUUUCAGUGCUAAUCGAUGGACGUACACAGGUGAUGAAGAAAAAAAUUGGCAUGUCACAAACGACGAAUGAAAUUUUGCGCGAACUUGUUGAUGAAUUAGCUAUACCAGUGGAGGAAGAAGUGGAAUUAUCAUUUGAUGCGGGUAAUGGAGAUGGUAUAAGUACAUUACAAGGACCGGAAUGUGUCUUUUGUAUUGUGAUGGAACAUGUUAAGAAUACCGGUUAUCGGUUAUCUGAAAUACAACUGGAAAAGAUCGAUGCAUUAUCGUUAAUUCAAUGUCGCUUAGUGUUAGCUUCUGCUGGCAACAGUCACUCAUCAACAUCUUCCAUUGUUUCACAUUUCAAGCGUGUAUUAAGUCGAUCAGAGUCUCGACGUUUCUUUGGACGACCAUUGGAGGGUUCAUCGCCACCACAACCAGUGCUAACAAUGAUUGACCAUUUGAUGCUUCACGGAGUGGACAUCGAAGGUUUGUUUCGGAAAUCACCCAAACAGAGUACUGUACGUAUGCUACGAGCACAACUUGAUCGUGGUUCAGUACCGGAUUUCUAUCAAUUUAAUCCACAUGUUACCGCUGCCCUUCUAAAGGAAUAUCUUCGAGAAAUCCCUGGGAAGUUAUUGCUAUCGGGAAAUUUCGAGUUAUGGGCAUCAGCAAUGGAACAAACGUUAGACUGUCAAAAAGCUGUGCGAAGAUUGUUGCAUAUGCUACCAUCUGCACAUUCCGCUCUUCUCUCCAAAUUUCUUCGAUUACUUCGAGCUAUUGCAAAUUCACCGCAAUCCAAAAUGACCGCUCAAUCAUUAGCUGUUUGUAUUGCACCCAGCCUUCUUGACAAUCCAAAAGGAGAUUCGGCUACAAGUUGGUUACCAGAUUUAGCGGAAUAUCUUAUUGUUAAUGCACCGUUCCUUCUUGAACCGUUCAAGGAUGUUCAAUUUGCUAUCUCAUCAUCUGUUUCCAAUGAUUCCGGAUUAUCGGAUGUUGAUUUAUGCUUGGAAACAUCGGUUAGCAAUUCGGAUUCCGGUGUAGUUGAAUCACCCGCAUCCAGUUGUUCCUUAGGUGUAUCACAAUCACCCAAGUUAACUUAUAGCAAAUGGGAACAUCGUCCUCUACGAACAUCAUCUUCAGGAUAUUUUGUGAAUAGUAGUAGCAUUUCAACAGAAGGUGAAGAGGAGGAGGAAGAAAUUGGUACGGAGGUGGAACCGGAAGAUGAUGAUAAAACUCCAGUACUUUCACGUGAAAAUUCUGAUGUACAAAAUAAAUCAAUAACACCAUUAUGGAAAUGGGAAAAAAAUGGGGCGAAAAGAAAAAUUGAAGAAAAGUCGUUUUCACGUGGUCCAUCAAUUUGUUCAAAUUCAUCCAGACGAAAUACAAUUAUUAAUGAUGAAAAUGGUGACAAACGAUGUACGGAAUGGAAAUUUCGACGAGAAUUUGGUACUUCAUCACCAUGUCGACGAAAAAUUGAAGGAAGUCCAGCAUCACUUCGUCGAUCAAAUACCUUAGAUGGUAGUCCAUCAUCCAGUCGGAAAUCUGUUAUAUUUGAUCCAGAAAGUCCACUGUUAGCACGUAAAAGUUCAACAAUAAGUACAGCAUCGUUGCAUUCCGAUUCAACCUUACAAACAUUGCUACCAACAGAUUUGCCCGAAAGUCCAGUUCUGUUGCGUAGAGGUAGUUCAAAACGUGCUGACAAAAGUCCUGUCGUGCAAAGAAAGACAACAAUUCCAAUGAUUGAUUCAGGAAUUCAUUUUGCUUCACCACUUCCACCACGUCGAAGAGAGAUGGAAGCACAAGGCGUCGUAAAUUCACCUUUAAUCAGACGAAAAGAUUUAGAAACCAAUUCAUAUUCUUCGGUAAUACGACGUAAAGAAUCUCUUCUUGCACAAACACGACGUGAAUCAUUCAGACGACAAUCAGAAAACACCACUAAUGAACCUGGACCAUCUAGUAUUCGUGAUACUAUAACACGUAAAUAUUCAUUUCCGGAAGGUAAAAUCCGGUAUAUUGAUGAUGCGAGUACAUAUCAUCGUCAUCAACAACAACAACAACAACAACAUCAUAAUGGUGCGGAAAGUGCAUUAUUAGGAAUGAAAUCAUUCCAGAUGCCAGUAAUAGCAUCACCAAUUCUUCGUACAAGUAAUACGCAUAAUAAAUUAUUGGUACGACGUGCAUCGGAACAUAUUGGUGGUGCUGAAACGAAUGCAUCAAAAUUAAUAUCCAGACAAUCACCACCACAUAAAGCAGAGUUGAAGCAAAAUAGCGCUUCUGUAAUAGAUCUUAAUUUGAUUCCCAAUAAAUCUGAUGCUAAUAAUUUUAAAGAUAUUACAAUUAGGUCUAAUUCAGAAAAUCAUAAUCAUAAUAGCAAAGUGGAAGCUGAACUUUGUUAUUCAACAGCUAAUGAGGUCAGGAAGGUCGUAGAAGCUACAAAUGCUAAUCGAAUUUUACCAAAAUCACCAAAGCAAUCAAUGAUUAAAAAAGAGGUUAAGAAGUGUAAUGAUACUGAAGCAACUGUAAUACACGUAAGGAAUGAUGUACCACCACGUAUGCCGUUGCAACAACGUGAAUCAACAGUGAGCAAUAAUGUUCGAAUUCGAAAGAAAACUCGAAGCAUUCUAAUGGAACCAUUGGAAGUGAACUGGUCAGUGGAUGAGAUACGUUCAAAAUUUCAAAAAGCUGAACCACCACCUCUUCUUGAUACCAUUUAUUCUAAUUAUUCAUUGAAAUAA